Messenger RNA from Notothenia coriiceps (black rockcod), 823 nucleotides. RefSeq names its product potassium channel subfamily T member 1-like. Gene Ontology annotation, molecular function: intracellular sodium-activated potassium channel activity; outward rectifier potassium channel activity. The transcript has 5 exons. Gene Ontology annotation, biological process: potassium ion transmembrane transport. The record is from RefSeq and is a predicted model, not a curated record. Lineage: Eukaryota; Metazoa; Chordata; Actinopteri; Perciformes; Nototheniidae. The coding region runs from base 71 to 823 and encodes 250 amino acids. Gene Ontology annotation, cellular component: plasma membrane.
CGUGUGUCUGAUCGGGAUAAAGAAGGACGACAACAAGAGCAUCCUGCUGAACCCCGGCCCCCGCCAUAUCAUGGCCGCCACCGACACCUGCUACUACAUCAACAUCACCAAGGAGGAGAACUCCGCCUUCAUCUUCAACCAGGAGCAGAGGAAAGGCCGCCCAGCGGGGGGGCUUUACGGAGGACCCUCGCAGCUUCCUGUGCACAGCAUCAUCGCCAGCAUGGGCACUGUUGCCAUGGAUCUUCACAACACGAGUCCCCCUGAUGGGGGUACACUGGUCCCGCCCUCAGUAAACGGAGCAGGGGGUCGCCGGCCGAGCAUCGCUCCAGUUCAGGAGAUCGCCGACUCCUCCUCCAUUCUGCCAUGUGACCUUCUCAGCGACCAAUCAGAAGAUGACUCUGUCUUCACAGAUGAGAAAUCUACUGAGUAUGUGAAAGGUUAUCCCCCCAACUCUCCGUACAUCGGGAGCUCGCCCACCUUAUGCCAUCUGUUGGCAGAGAAAGCUCCGUUCUGCUGCCUACGACUGGACCAGGGUUGCAGGCACAACAGCUUUGAGGAUGCUAAGGCUUAUGGUUUUAAAAACAAGCUCAUAAUUGUGUCUGCUGAGACAGCAGGGAACGGUCUUUAUAAUUUUAUCGUUCCUCUCAGAGCUUAUUACAGACCCAGGAAAGAACUCAACCCCAUUGUCCUGCUGCUGGAUAAUCCGUAUUUGAUUCGUUCGGACCCUCUGGCUCACGUCCCAGAGGAGCCUCCUCUCCACAGAAGCAGCCUGAAAGAGAGACACGAGUCUGAAACAGAGCCCAGAGAGGACACCCAACUCUGA